Acipenser ruthenus (sterlet) is the source of this 2299-nucleotide messenger RNA. RefSeq names its product integral membrane protein GPR180-like. NCBI's taxonomy places the organism in Eukaryota, Metazoa, Chordata, Actinopteri, Acipenseriformes, Acipenseridae. The transcript is spliced from 9 exons. The record is from RefSeq and is a predicted model, not a curated record. Gene Ontology annotation, biological process: G protein-coupled receptor signaling pathway; response to pheromone. The coding region runs from base 194 to 1504 and encodes 436 amino acids.
AUAAUCCCCGCCUCUUCUAUUGUAAUUGGCUAUUUGUCCAUUCAGGUAGAGGAAGGGGCAAGGGAAUUAGAGAAUCCUCACGUCAAUCAAACACUGUGUAAAGGAAACGGGAUGCAUUGAAGUGUAGUAGGCAGGCUCCAUUCAUUGCAAUAAUUAAUGUAUAGCAAUAUUUUUAUUGCAACUGUUUAAAAAAAUGCAUCUUCUAUUCCUGCACAUAUUAGUUUGUAUAAAUCUAGUACCAUCUGCAAUCGGGAAAACCAUAGCAGGAGUUUUCAGCAGCGUUGCAGCAAGAAAUACAAGAGGACAGUACAUUGGAAAAUUUCUAUAUCACGGGAAGAAUGCAUUAUUACACUGCAGACUUGAAGACAUCCAAGCAGCUGUUGAGAAGGAAGCCACACUGAUCCUCUUCCGUGAGCAUACAUGGCUAAACCUACAUGAAUCCGAAAAUCUCAGCUGUUUAGAACAUCUUUCAAAAGCUGAGCUGACAAUUGCUUUGAACCAAGAAGAGAACAACCAGACAAUACCUGAGCUCCAUUUCCCUCAGACAUGGUAUGUUAGUUAUGUGGACCAGCAUACCUGUGAAGAAGGUGAUAUCAUUGCUUCAGAUGCAAUUCAAUUUGAGAUCAUGAUGUUCAACCCUGAUGCGGCAGGGAAUCCACUGGAUCACUUUAGUGCAGAAGAAACUGGCUUACAAGGCUUCUAUUUUCUGCUCUUAUUGGCCUACUUUGUAGCUACCUGUAUAUAUGCUCAACCACUAUGGCAGACUAUGCAAAAAGGUGGCCCAAUGCACACAGUUUUAAAAGUUUUGUCUACUGCAUUGCUGCUGCAGGCCGGUGCAGCAUUAUUUAAUUACAUCCACUUGUCAAGAUAUGCAAAGGAUGGUAUUGGGAUUCCUAUUAUGGGUAGUUUUGCCGAAUUUUUUGACAUGGUUUCCCAGAUUCAGAUGCUGUACAUGCUGCUGAGCUUAUGCAUGGGCUGGACUCUGGGUAAAAAUCGCAAAUCCCAGAGCAAGCCCCUGCAGUGGGACUCCACUCCAACAUCUACAGGAAUUGCUUUGGCAGCUGUAAUCACUCAGGGUAUUCUAUUACUUUGGGAGCAGUUUGAAGAUACCGAUCACCACGGUUACCAUGCUCACCGCAGUAUGGCAGGAUUGCUGCUAAUUGGUUUAAGGGUGAGCCUCUCCAUGUUGUUGGCUUCUAGCCUUUACAGAAUCAUCAAUGUUGAGAGAAGUGUACUUAAGAGGGACUUCUACUUAAGCUUUGCAAAGGGUUGCUUUUUGUGGUUCUUGUGCCACCCAACAGUUGUGGCUCUUUCUGUUGUGUUCAAUGAGUACCAGAGGGAAAAGAUCAUUACCAUUGCUGUUAUCCUUUGCCAAUCUAUAUCUGUGGUAGUACUAUACAGACUCUUUCUUUCUCGCAGUCUCUACUGGGAGGUUUCAUCACUGUCAUCUGUUACGCUGCCACUAACCAUGUCCAGCGGGCACAAAAGUCGAUAUUACUCAUAACAGUAAACAACAAGUGUUGAACAUGCAACAGUGACCAAUAGCUUAUAGAGAGGAGCACUCCAUUCACGUAGCCGUGUUAAUUGAGGUUGGUGACCACUGCUUUUGCACAAUGUGAAAGUGGAAACAGACCAUGUGGUCAACUGAGCUUGUAAUACCAGAUCAGCUUCAAAAACCAAAUGCACACAAAAUCUUUUUUUUUUUUUUUUUUUUUAAAUCAAGGAUCGCUCGGAGUCCCUAGUUAUGGACUGGUAUAGAACACAAUUCUAUACGUUGUAAUUCAUUUCAUAAGAUCAUAGUUUUACUGACCUUAAAUAUUCCACAUGUUCAAAGGUGUCUAUCAAAUACACAGUGGGGUCCAAAAAGAUAUUAUAAUAUUUUAAUUUAAAUGUUUUCUUUCUGUGUAAAUUUAAGUUUAAAGUAUUAUUUGCCUAUAUUAUUAGAUAUCCUACCUUACACAAUGCUGUUAAACACUUAAUUCCUUGAAGCACCCCUCUUAGCCAUUAUGACAGCCAGACAAAUGUUCAGUAAAUUACAUGGUUGUAGCACUCACUACACUGGCUCAUAGAAAUGAUAUUAUUAUUAUUAUUAUUAUUAUUAUUAUUAUUAUUAUUAUUAUUAUUUAAUUCUUAGCAGACGCCCUUAUCCAGGGCGACUUACAAUUGUUACAAGAUAUCACAUUAUACAUUAUUUCACAUUAUACAGAUAUCACAUUAUACAUUAUUUCACAUAUACAGUGCCUUGCGAAAGUAUUCGGCCCCCUUGAACUUUGCGACCUUUUGCCACAUUUCAGGCUUC